AUCUGACAUACUAAGUCAAUGAUACAUGAACAUGUCUCAUAUUUUAUAGCUUCUUCGACAGCCUGUGAAUUAUUCAAAACUUGCUUUACACACAUACUCAAAGUUAGGUAGACUCCAAACUUUGAGUACGUAACUUAUGUAGCUACAUUUUUUGAUGCUUAGAAUUAAAACAAUAAUUUAAUUAACUUCAACAGAUCAAAACAUGUUGAUCAUGAUACAGGACAAAUUUUUAUCAGGCACAAACUGAAUAUCAAUCAUUCAAAUCCAUCAUAUGAAUUUUAGACAGUUGUCAACCAAAAUCCAAGGCUGACGCACCUAAGAGAUCAACAUUGUUCAAGAGAAGGUGGUUCGUUUGUCUGUCGUUAUGGAUAUAACGGUGUGUGCAACAGCUUACCCAUUGAAGGCGUUUCGGAUAAAGAUUAUGUAGCUCACGCAACAAAACAUGCAACUAUGCAACAGCUAAAAAAAAGUAAUGGUCAGGUUGCGGGGUCAGUGCCUGCAUGGACGGUGUAUUCUGCUGCUCAAAACUUGCCAGCUGUGUUGAAUGACCCUAACAAGGGAAAGCAGAGUAAUUUCUUGACAAAAACCUGGGGUGAUGCAUUUGUCGAGAAAGUUGACAUCCCCAAGAGCCCUCAUCUUCCAGAUAUUACCAUACAGCACUUUGACGCUUAUAUGAAAAAGAUAGCAAGAAGAUAUCGUAAACAUGCGCGAAUGAACACCAACUCCAAUAAACCUACUUCACCCAACGAAUUACUACAAAAUUUUCCCAAUCUCAGAAAAGUGAAGUCUUUAGAACGAUCCCAAUUCGAUCUGACAAGCAUCCCCAAAAUUUUCUUGGUACCCCAUUUGGAUCUGGCUCAGAAAGAGAACUUUAAUGCAGUGUUCCCAUUUGCGAAGGAAGGGCUGUUGGAUGAGGGUGGCAAUAUAGCCAGUCAUGCAAAACUCAUGCAGGAGAAAGUAUGGACACGACUACACUCCCUCAGUCACUAUCUGGAUAUAAUUGAGGUUCGAAUAGCAGAGCAAGUAGCGUCCAAAUCUCAAGCCUUUUUCCAUGCAAUGACAUCACAUGACGCGCUCAUGGAACAACUGACGCAAACAAUCAAUGUAUUAAAGGCUUUGAGAGAAAAUAUUCAGCAAAUAGACAAAAGCCUUGUUAAAGACUCCUUAGAAAUUUUACGUCUUGAACGUGCAAGGUGUAAUCAUUUGUUAGUCCAAGAAAAACUUAAACUGAUGGCAACAGUACAUCAGACACAGCCAAUGAUUCAGUUACUUCUAUCUACACCAGAUUAUGUUGCAGCUUUAGAUCUCAUUUCUACGACUCAAGAAAUCCUACUUCAAGAACUCAAUGGUGUCCAUAGUUUCAGACAUCUCAGUUCACAAUUGACUGAAAUGGAAAGACUUAUUGAUAAAAUGUUAUCGACUGAAUUCGAGCGCUAUGCCACAGCUGACCUGAAUAGACCACUAGGUGGAGAAAAUAUUGUUUUAGAUGGGGACAAGUUGGUGUCAAUUAUAUCAGGUCUUCUUCGUCAGAAACACUUCCAGUUUGUGGACACAUACAAGGAAGAGGCUAUUAUGACUGUAAGAGCGGUAACUAAACAAUGCGUGAUAGAGGCUUUGGCUGCAAGUGAUUCUUGUAGUGACAACCUAGAAGUCGGGACACUCUCUCUUGUUGAAAGGCUCUCCCUUCUCCAUAGCACCAUUCAAUCGUUUACCUUCCUACUUCAAAGAGUCAAGGCAGUCCAUGAUGUUAUGCGUGAUACGGCAGAUCUUGCAGCUGGAAAAACAAGCAAUUCAGGGGAUAAUUCGAUGAAUGAUUGCUUAUUGUCUCUGGAUGAGCAUAGUCGUGUUGCUGUCAAACUCUCUGACAUGUUAACUUCAAUUUGUGAAUAUUGUCAUGAACGAUUAGGCCACCUGUUAUCUACAGCAGCUAGCGAUAAAGAUAAAACCCAAAGCGAAAAAGAGAAAGCGACUAAUGAUAGUGCAAGUAACAAACUAAAUGACCGUGAAAUUCAGAAUUGGAACGAUAAAGUUCACUGGCUAAGUGAAAAGGCAACGGCUCUGCAAGUUUGUCAGUUAGCUGCCAUGGUUGAGGGAUUCACUGUAACCUGUGAAAGACUUUGCGGUAAACAAUGCACAGCUUUGCGUUCUGCAUUUAAGGCCCAAGCAACCAAAUUUGUUCAACGGUUUCAUACUGAACGCAAAACCAAGAUAAGCCUUCUUCUGGAUUCUGAAAGGUGGCGUCAAGCAGAUGUACCCCCUGAGUUCCAAACUCUUGUGAGCUAUGUAUAUGAAAACAAGGCAUUUCCAAACGACUCGAAACUUCGCGAAGAUAGUGGGAAAAGUAAGAGGAAAGAGUCUGCCGAAGUAUUGUCAAAUUUUAUAUAUAUCGGAGAUGAAAAGUAUGCGGUUGUUGGAACCACCUUGAUGCUGAUACAAAUGAUUCAUGAAUACUGCAGCACAAGUACUGAGUUAGCUACAUUAUCAGGUACACUAGGAAGACAUUUGGCCGAGCUUUUGCGUCAUUUUAACUCCCGAUGCUGUCAGCUCGUUCUCGGUGCUGGUGCCAUGCACGCGGCUGGAUUGAAAACGAUUACUAGCACUAUUCUGGUAUUAGCUAGUCGUAGUUUGCAAUUGCUGUUAUGGUUUAUGCCCUUUGUUAAAGCGCACUUCCAAGCGCUAGCAGAUUAUGGAAAUAGUCGAGGAGUCGCGGGCGUAGCUUCAGUUACUGGAGGUGUUGCUCUACUGGAUAGUGUGGAAAGAGAUAUCCGGGCCCAUGUGAGAGAGAUAGAAGGAAAAGUGUUGACUAUUGUGGGUAGUCUAGUCGGGGCUCAAUUAUCGCAAUGGACAGCUAGACCUCCAGUGCCCUCUCAGCCCUUCAAAAACAUAUCAAGGCACGUGGUUAAACUGCAUGAGGCAGUUUCUAGUAUUCUUCCAUAUUCGCAAAUACAAACUCUUUAUCGGAGUGUAAAUACAACGCUUAAAGAAAAGCUCAGAGAGCAGUUGGUGAAAAUGAAUAUUGUGAAUAACGGCGGUCCACAACAUGGAGUUGUUACAUCUGAGCUGACCUUUUAUCUCGAGGCAUUGAAAACUCUGAAAGUACUACCUGCGGAGGAAUUAAAUGAUGAUUGGAUGAAUGCUAUAUGGACUAGAUAACAUGCAGAGCGUGUUGUUUAUUGCGUCAUGGAAACAAUGCAGUUUUAUAAACAGAGGUGACUGCACAUCUCGAUAGUUUUAUCAUGACUGAAUAUGAUUUAAACAUUCAAACAAAAGUAUGCACAUCCGUCCUAGGUUUGAAAUUCAUUCAUCAAAACCUGCAAAUUUGGAUAGUUUGCAGUUGUGUGCAAAAUUUUAGGUGCCAAUUUUCUAUCAUUUUAACUUGAAUUCUUAUUUGUACAUAAAUUGUUACAGCUGCGUGUAUAGUUAGUUGUAAAGUUUUGCAUUUUCAACUCUCAUCGUCAGUGGUGAUAUUUUCACUUUAUCAAUAUGCAAUAUUUAUGAACAGCAGUACAAAUUAUCUCCAACAAUUCAUGCUGGUUUAACUAAAUACAGACAUGAUUUUUGAUUUCAAGAUUCAUUUUAUUUUGAAUUUAAUGCACGAUUUGUGCCAAUUGAAAUGAUUAGUGAAAAAUUAGUGCAAAGUAUAGGUAUACGUGAUCGCUAGUUAAUUCAAUAUCUCUAAAUGGUUGUAAUUUGAAUUUAUGUAUCUAAUGAUUAUAGUAAUGAAGUGUCUUCGCUUUAGUGUGCGCGGGCGUUAUUCUCGUUACUUCAAGACUAAAUUGCAUCUGAUAUUUUAUCUAUCAGAUGUGUAUACCUACUCAAAAUUGCUAGAAAUAAAUCAUGUGUACACCUGUACAUCUGUAGAAGUCAGAGCACCUUGUCAAAAUAGCGUGAGAGAGAAAGCAAUCAGUUGGGAUCAGGCCUGAACCAAAGAUGUAAUAUUCAACUUGACCUAGUAGAAUGUUGCUUUUAAAUCUAAUUACCACUAAGAGUCUUAAUCGAAUCUAAUGUUGCAAUUGCGUAACUAAGUUUCGAUGGAACUGAACUUGAGUCGUCCUUUUCAAACUUCGAAUGACUGCGGCCACUGGUACACUAUGAUGCAUGAAAAUAAACAAUGAGUAUUAUGAAAUGCAUGCCAAUGACUGUAUUAUAUUCAUUUUCAAGUUUGGCAGUGCAUUUUAUCGUACUUUAUGUUAUGCAUUAAGAAUUUAUUCAACGAGGUGACUCAGACUGACUACCAAAUCAUCUGGUACAUCUCAAUUGUAGAAUAUCCGUUAUGCUAUCGAGUGUCUAGUUGGAUGACCAAAAGAACAGCAGGAAGCCAAUACUUAUUGUACUUUAUUCGAGCAUUUUGAACUUUUCGCAUAGCACAGCUUGUGCUAAAUCUAGUUAAUGCUACUGUGUUUUGCUCUAUACGAAAAUAAGAAUUUCGAUUCUACUAUCCUAUCCAGGAUAUUGUAAGAUGUAAAUCAAAUCUUUCGAGAUUUUCGGCGAUGCAUGUCAUAGCAGCAGCAUUGAUAAUAUUUAUAAGCAAAGUACUUCCAUAUGCGUGAGAUUUGUUAAAAAAUAAAACUCACUGCUUAAAUAAGAUAGCAUUUUGAAUAAUAUGAACUAUAAUAGCUGGUAAAUCGGGAGGUAAUUUUGAUAUGUAUGUCAAAUGUACCUAACAAUAAGUUGUAUAAUUACCUAUAUUGUGAUGUAUGAGAAUUAUUUAAUCUAGCCCUCUAGUGCAUAAUAUUAUGAUGAUGAACUAGUUUCACCGCUUGUGAACCGUUAUUCACUGCCAUGAGAUGGCAUUGAUCAUUACAUAACACGGGCAUGUAAAAUCCGAUUUCGAAUUCGAUUUUGAACCCACAGCACAUCAUGAUUCGAUCAUAUGCAAGAUGAUAUGUAUAACUUUACAGAAGUAUAUGCCAUUCUCAUAAUAGAUAUUACAGAUUCAAUUAUGUAUUACACAAAAUAUAUAGGGCAUUCAUAUAAAUCCCGAAUAUCAUAGAAAUAUCUUUAAUUAUUUUCUCAUUAGCACGAAAUAAUAUUUUUCAAUCAUGUUCAACCUCAUUGAAUGUUCGAGAAAAAUGUUUUGCGUGUUAUCCGCCGCGUGUAAUCCUUGUUAAACUUUACUUAAAAAUUUAAUACAAAAUGAAUCGACGUUCCAGAUUAAAAUUCAAUUAAUUGAACUGUAAAUUGUUUUGCCACAAAUGUAUUCAUACCCCAGUUGCACGCACUCGAAUCUUCGGAAUCUCGAAUUUCUUGGAGCCGCACCUUGCCUGUGUAUAAAUGUGGUGUAGAAAAUAUUCAUGUACAUAAUUCCAUUGUUACGUAUUUUUAAGUAACUAGUAAUGAACAGCGGAUAUAUCAAUGUAACGUUGUGUUUGUCUAGUCCCUGUUGUACAUACAUACACACAUAACUGAGAAAAUGAUAUCUAUAACCGAAAUUAAUAAAUAUAUUCGCAGAUCUUACAUACCUACGAAUAAUUUGUUGAUAUACAAAUAUAACAUUACUAGAUUUGGGAUACUAGCUCUUGUUUACAGUUGUAGUUGCGUAUUAUAAUAACUUACAUAAACACUUAUGCGACAUAGAAUUAUCCGAUGACACAUUAAAUAUUCUGUUUAUUUUAUAAGGGCAACUAAAUUGUUAUAGAUUGCAUUUCUUAAUUUCUACAAGAUCGUGUCCGGCGGUCAUACAGAAAUUUUUGUAUCAUAUCUACCUGCGUACAUUAUACUAAAGCGAUGCUAUGGCAACCCAUAUGCGCAAACAAAAGGCCAACCUUGCUUUGGCGAACAGUAAACGUAUUAGCUGGUGACAUUUGUAAAUAAAAACAGCCGCGAGGUCAAUUUGCCGAUA
Athalia rosae (coleseed sawfly) is the source of this 5842-nucleotide messenger RNA. RefSeq names its product vacuolar protein sorting-associated protein 54 (gene scat). The record is from RefSeq and is a predicted model, not a curated record. Lineage: Eukaryota; Metazoa; Arthropoda; Insecta; Hymenoptera; Athaliidae. Gene Ontology annotation, cellular component: GARP complex. The coding region runs from base 451 to 3153 and encodes 900 amino acids. Gene Ontology annotation, biological process: retrograde transport, endosome to Golgi; Golgi to vacuole transport. Gene Ontology annotation, molecular function: syntaxin binding. The transcript is spliced from 13 exons.